UUAUCCCUGCUGAAAACAUACAACUGUUACCAUGAAGGUAAAAGUUUCCAGAUAAGGAACCAAGAGGAAGAAGGUGAAUUAAUCAUUGAAGGUUUGCUUAACAUCUCCUGUGGUCUCCGAAGGCCAAUCAGACUUCAGAUGCAUGAUGACAAUGAGCGAGUCCAUUUCUCAUAUCGAUAUCUAUAUUGGGAGCCUGAAGUAGAUGCUGUAGCCAGGUUGUACUCCGGGAUGCUGAUAGAUGGGACCAGGGACGGGGCUGAAGCUGCCUCGGCUGAGGUGAGCAAGGGUGCCGCUGAAACAGAUGAUGCGGUGAAGAAUGCGUGUUCUACAGUAGCCUUACAUCACUUUAUUUGCUCAGAUUUAGACUCAGAAAUGAGCAACACAGAAGAGGAGACUUCUCAGCUAAUGAGAACAAAGAGUGAAGCAAGUUUCAUGAAUGCCCAGAGAAGAUCCAAAUACCAAACUUCAGGAGAAAUGCAAAGGAUUAAACGACAUAGGUUUUCCAUCAAUGGCCAUUUGUAUAACCACAAGUUUGACAUCUGCAGAUCUAUCCGAGACAACGAUACUGAAUACAAAGCUGUUGCUCCCUCCUGGUACCGAAUCACUUCAAACUCACUCACUAGCUGCAAUCAGACCAUAUACAGUGCAUUGCGAUCCAUGAUCCAGCAGCAGUUGGAGGACAUCUCUGAGAAUGACAAUCGUUUCUGA
Polyodon spathula (Mississippi paddlefish) is the source of this 708-nucleotide messenger RNA. Its product is annotated as ras association domain-containing protein 4-like. The record is from RefSeq and is a predicted model, not a curated record. NCBI's taxonomy places the organism in Eukaryota, Metazoa, Chordata, Actinopteri, Acipenseriformes, Polyodontidae. The transcript has 6 exons. Gene Ontology annotation, biological process: signal transduction. The annotation marks the transcript as partial.